AUGGCAUCAAAGUUCUUGCAAGUAUGCUGGCACCCCCAUCCCGACGUCUCUCCCGGAGGAUCAGCGACAGCCAUGCCUGUUUUCCGUGCCAACUGGUUCCUCUACGUAGACUUCAUCAAGUCGAAAUAUCUCGGUGCGCCACUCCUCGGGGGGGUAGCCAAUCUGCGAAUUCACCGGCGGCAGCCCCCCGAUUGGGAUCGGAGUAUGCUUCUUCUCGUGAUGGUCGUGGUGGUGAGAAUGCGCCUUCUGCUGGCUGCUUCGAAACUGGGCAACGAGAAGCGUGCCGAGGACCACGUUCGCAAUGGCCAUGAUGGCAGUCAAGAUCCAUCUCCACGUUGUGCUUUCGCAUAUUGCGCCUCCAAUGACGGUAGACAAGACGACAGAGAUGCCCGUGUCAGAGAUCAACUUGACAUGUCUCUGCGCCGAGACCAUUUUGAGCAGCAUGAUUCCGCUCAUGGCAAGACUGGCGUCGCCGCCGACUCCCUGCAAGGCCCGGAAUACUAUGCUGAAUAA
Molecule: messenger RNA, 513 nt
Organism: Metarhizium acridum CQMa 102
Lineage: Eukaryota; Fungi; Ascomycota; Sordariomycetes; Hypocreales; Clavicipitaceae
Source: RefSeq, a predicted model, not a curated record